Leptopilina heterotoma is the source of this 3419-nucleotide messenger RNA. RefSeq lists its product as uncharacterized. The record is from RefSeq and is a predicted model, not a curated record. Gene Ontology annotation, biological process: protein deubiquitination. Gene Ontology annotation, molecular function: cysteine-type deubiquitinase activity. NCBI's taxonomy places the organism in Eukaryota, Metazoa, Arthropoda, Insecta, Hymenoptera, Figitidae. The coding region runs from base 408 to 3125 and encodes 905 amino acids. The transcript has 14 exons.
AAAUGAAAAUUUGAACAUUAUAUCAAAGUAUAUUGCGUUACACAGUUGAAAAGAGUAAAAGAAUUGAAAUCUUUUAUGAAAUUUAUCUUCUCAAAAUUCGCAGCACUCUCCUCAUCUCUACCACAAAGUGUUUAAAGUGAAGUUAAUGUUGAUUGGAGGACAUUUCGAUUUUUAUCGAUUUUCCUCCCCUUUUGACUAAUUGUUGCAAAAUUCAGGGUUAGAAGAAAAAAAAACGGUUCGUGUGUGCCAUUCUAUGUACAACAUUCUUUGAAGACGCCUCACACACCUGUGCAGUUCGGCAAUUUUACAUUAAAUUUACAAUAAACUUCAAGUUAAAUAAUGAAGUAUCUCUUUUAAUUAUUCGAGUCAUAACGAUUUAUAUAAGUUUAAACAAAAAUAGAGUGAAAAUGGAAGGGUCACAAAGAAAGCCACCUAAACGUACGGCAGAGCCGGUAGAUGACUGGCUUGAAAGCCAAGGAUUUUUUCGAAAACAUGCACCAAAAGACCCAACGUGUUUGUUCAGGGCAAUUAGUGAACAAAUUUACUUAACGCAACAUUUUCACAUUCGAGUGAGACUCGAGUGCGUGAAUUUUAUGAAAGAACAAAGAGAUUUAUUUAAAAAGAAAAUAACAGUUCCCUUCGACAGUUACAUUGAUCAAAUGGCUUGUUUCACCGAAUGGGGUGGAAUGUAUGAAAUUGAAGCAAUGUCAGAGCUUUAUCAAAGGGAAAUUAUUAUUUUCGACGGUCAUACAAUGACGAAAAAAAUCGUCAACAAUUAUGGUUAUAAGAACCAUAUUUUUCUCUGUUAUACUGCACAAAAGCAGUAUGAAACCGUUUAUACGAAAGAGUAUAUCAAAACGGCUGGUUUUUGUCAGUCACUGGUUUAUAAAACCUUGUACAAAGAAGUCUUCCAGAUGCCAAAUGUUGACGAAACUGUUCAUAAAAUGUUACACGAUAGACCUUUUCCAUUAAAAUAUGAUAAAUUCUCUCCAAAGGGAAUUGCAGAGCAUAGAGAAAAUUCAACGGUCGUAAUGCUCAAUAAAGUAAAUGAGAGCUGUACGGAAACUGAAGACAUUUUUGGUCUUAAAGGCGGUCUCACUCCGUUUCCCUAUCGAGUGGCCAAAGCUCUUGAUGAAGACAUUUUCCGAAACACAGACUUCGACAUCUGGCACGAAAUUCGUCGCGAAGUGCGAAAUUCGGGAUUUUCAAAGUACAACGGUACUGAAUUUCAAGUCGGAGGCAAAUGUUUGGUCGAAUUGAAUGCAAAAGUUGAUGAUGUUGCAAAUAACAAUGAUUUAAAUACCACGGACAAAAAAAUGCAAAUAAAUUGUGACGAAGCGUGUGGUAAUAUGGAAAAAUUAUUGACUGGUCAUAUUCAAGAAAUGAGUAAAAAUGAGGGACCAGUUGUUGUUUUUAUUCUUGAAUUAGGAGAAAAACGAACUGUCCCAUUUACGGCGUUAAAACCAUUUAACAUGAAAAGAACUAAAGCAAAUAUAUUUACAAUUCCAAAGAAAAAUCCAGCCGUUGACCCAAGUGCUUUAAAAAUUAAGAAACAAUUUGGUUCAACCAGAAGGAGUAAAGAAAUUUCAACGUUUGAGCGAAAUUCCAAUAAGGGAUCUUGCAACAAAAGGAACGUUGAAACUGCUGCAAUGAAGUGGACUGAAGAUUCGAGUGAGAAUAAAGCUGCGUUUGUAAAGACUUGUGUGGAGAAUUACAAUCCACCUGCUGAAGAUUUUACUGCUGAUCUUGACGGUUCCGGCGAUAGGGAGAAAAACGUCACAAUUCCAUCGGCUGCAAAUGAGGAGAAUAUGAAGAAAUUGUGUUUAUCAAAUCCUGUACUUCAAAAUGGAUCAGAAAAUAAUUAUCAAUUUCAGCCUGCACAGCAAAAUGUGACGUAUUUCAUUCCUCCUGCAGAGAACAACAACUUUCAACAAGUUGCCCCGCCGUGUGUAAAUGACGUGCUUCCGAAUGUUGAUUUUCUUUUGGAUCAAUUGGAUCAUCCGAUUAACAUGUCAGCGGUGAAGAGUAUUGACGUUAAUGGCAGCGAUCUGCCACUAAGUGAUCUUCAAACUUUAAGAUUCUUUUACAAUCUUGGAAUUCAGUAUAACAAUGCGGCGAAUUACCUGUGCAAUGUUAAUCAUCCGCCACCUAUUAAUGGCCAGUUUAAUCAUUAUCCUGUGGAAAAUUCUGCUGAACAGAAGCCGAACAAUAUUCCAGGAUCUCAAGAGGACGUUAAUCAAGUGACGCAAAUACAGCCAAAAUAUGGUUAUCGAGGUAAAAAAGAGAAUGGAGAAAAUGGAUAUAAAGGGACAUUGAAUCAUAAUUAUAAAACGUUGAAAAAUUCAAACGUACGAUAUAAUGGAUCGCAGGAACAAAUUGUGACGAAUAAUUCCCAGAGGAAUCCAAAAGAGUGCAAUAAAAAUGUUCAAUAUUGUAAUAACGAGAGAAGUCGCGAACAUGUCAAUGAAUCAAAGGAAGGACCACGAACUCCUAGAAAUGGUGUUCCACCACGUUUCAAAAAAUGUAUUGACGGUCGAAAUCGUAACUUUGUUCAACCAUCGAGACGCAAUCAACAACAGCAACAACAACGAGAAGGUGAGUUUCAUCAAGGUAAUAAUCGAUUUCCAAAUUCAAAAAUCGAGGGACAAGGAAAGCAGUUUGAGAGGAAUAGUGGUUCGCCUGGAAAUCGACAAAAUCAAUUUCCACAUCAAGUGCAAAUGCCAGUUAAUAGUCCUCCAUAUCAGUAUCCGCCGCAUCAACCUUCAGUUUAUUCACAGCCAAUGUGUAACGAGGCCGAGACAUAUUGUCCACAAAAUUCGGGACUUAUUCCAAUUCCCUAUCAAGUACAUCAAGUCGAUACUGGCGAUAAUAAUGCAAAUUCAUUUCCGCCGGUUAUUUACACUGGCGUUGAUAAUUAUCAACAAACGUAUGUUCCAUAUUAUCCGCCAUACGCUUAUCCACCUCAAACUGUUUAUCCUGGAAUGGGACCGGGUAAUUCACAGGAAAAUUGGUAUCAAUACCCUGGUCAUUCACAUUACAUUCCACCGUGCGUGCAAUUUAAUCCACCACCACCACCACAACAACAGCAACUGCAACCAGGCUCAUCGGCAAAUGGCGCUAUGUAAAAUUCAAAAUUUACAUAAAAAAGAACAACACACAACAAAAAGAUAUAUCCUGAGGAUAGUUAAAUUAUGUUACUAAACGAUUAUUAGUUUUUUUUCUCUUUUUUGAUACUGUUAACGUAUAAAGAACAUUUUUGAUAUUAAAUAUUUUUCAUAUAUUUUAUAAUAAUAUUUUUCAAAUAGAGUAAUUUCUAUUUAUAAAUGACGAAUUUUGGAUUAAUAUUAAAAAAAACAGUUACUGUUACUUUUACAGGUUAACAUUUUUCGUCUAUAAAAUAAAUUUUCUAUAUAAAACAA